AUGGACUGUGUGCAGACUCCCUCGGAUACCACCGGCAAAAAGUCUAUCUACGACUUUGAAGGCUAUGUUAAUGAUGAUGACGAUGACCGUACAGAAGUACGGGACACUGCAAUUGACCCUAUCUGGGAGAAACAACAAAAGAAGACUUUCACAGCGUGGUGCAAUCUCCAUCUCAAAAAAGUAAAUGCCGAAAUUGAGAGCAUCGAAAACGAUUUCCGCAAUGGGCUCAAGCUCUUGCUACUGUUAGAAGUUAUAUCUGACGAAAAGCUGCCGAAACCAGAGAGAGGAAAGAUGCGCGUUCAUCAAAUUUCGAAUGUGAACAAGGCUCUUGACUUUAUAAAAAGCAAAGGUGUUAAGUUGGUCUCGAUAGGCGCCGAAGAAAUUGUGGAUGGUAAUGUAAAGAUGACACUUGGCAUGAUAUGGACUAUCAUCUUGCGGAUAUUCAAGAAGGCUGUAAGAGAGAUUUCCCUUAAUAAGCUUUCUUCAGCAUUUUCUGCGAACGAAGGCCUCCUGCUCUGGUGUCAGCGGUCCACAAAAGGAUACGCUAAUGUCAAUGUUACUAACUUCAAUACAAGGUACACAUUUCACUUACUUUCAUUUCGCAGCUUCAAAGAUGGUCUCGCAUUCUGUGCGCUUAUACAUCGUUAUCAUCCUGACCUGUUGGACUUUAAUUCUCUGAAACCAGGAGAACCCCUUGAAAAUUUAAACAAAGCAUUUACGGUUGCAGAAGAACAGCUGGGCAUCCCAAAAAUGUUGGAUCCUGAAGAUAUGGUUAAUUCCGUCAAGCCUGAUGACCGCUCGGUCAUGGCUUAUGUCUCUUGCUACUAUCAUUCGUUUGCUGGGACCCUUAAAGCAAAUGUGGCAACCUCCAGGGUAUGCAAAGCACUCGAGGUUUCUCAGAUGAGCGACCAAUUAUGUGAGGAGUAUGACACAAUCUUCAGCAACCUAGCAGACUGGAUAAAAGAAAAAAAAGUUGAUUUUGAAAAACGUGAACCGAAUGAAUCAAUAACUGAGGCCGAAGCUAAGCUCCAGGCCCUCAGACAGUAUCGUGCUGAAGAAAAGCCCUUAAAGAUUGAGGAGAAAGCUCGUCUUGAAACAACCUUCAGAACACUCCAAACUCGUCUGCGCCUUAAUAAUCGUCCUGCCUAUUUACCAAAGGAGGGAAUGCUGAUUGCAGAUAUUAUAGCUUUAUGGAAACAACUAGAAAUAUGUGAGCGCCAAUACGAGGUAAAAUAG
Dibothriocephalus latus is the source of this 1236-nucleotide messenger RNA. NCBI's taxonomy places the organism in Eukaryota, Metazoa, Platyhelminthes, Cestoda, Diphyllobothriidea, Diphyllobothriidae. The record is from the annotation of a GenBank genome assembly.